This is a messenger RNA of Periophthalmus magnuspinnatus, 5717 nucleotides long. RefSeq names its product rho/rac guanine nucleotide exchange factor (GEF) 18b (gene arhgef18b). The transcript is spliced from 27 exons. NCBI's taxonomy places the organism in Eukaryota, Metazoa, Chordata, Actinopteri, Gobiiformes, Gobiidae. Gene Ontology annotation, biological process: small GTPase-mediated signal transduction. Gene Ontology annotation, molecular function: guanyl-nucleotide exchange factor activity. Bases 521 to 3811 code for a protein of 1096 amino acids. The record is from RefSeq and is a predicted model, not a curated record.
UGGUGCUGACAGACAUAACUGCCGGUCUGAGGUCCUGGCUGUGGAUGAAUGUUCUCGAACUGCUCACAUCUCACGUGUGGUGCAGACCUCCAAACAGGCUGCCAGAGUUGCAGGAGAACCAGAAGAAAACCUACAUUCGCAAGAAGGACAGAGUCAUAUUGCAAAGCAGAGGAACAGCACCUCAGAAUGCAAAGAUUCAGGAAAUGUCACCUGGUACGAAUUCCUCUCGAAUGAAAAUGAGGAGGAGGAAGACCGCGGAGAAAAAGUGGAGAAAGGCACCAAAGUUAAGAGGAAGCUCAGCUCUCUCAGGAGCAGAGUAACUGGUUCCUUCAAUAAAGAUAAGGGUAAGAGUCGAGAGAAAGAGCAGCAGAAAGAGAGGGAGAAAGAGGUUAAAGAGCGCCAGCGCAAUAGCAUUUUCAUCAGCAGUAACGGGCAUGCCUUGGUGCCGGGUGCUUUCUCCAGCUGUGCUACCUGCUCAUUGUGCAGCAAAGGCCUGCAGAAGAAGCAUGGGCUGGAAUGCAUGAAUUGUGCUGUGAAUGUCCACAAGAGUUGUAAAAGCCUGCUGACCGAAUGCACCAGUAACAAGAGAGACAUAUUACCAAGGACUAGCUUAUCAGCAUCCUCUCAAUUGGCCAUUAAAGACAGAGAACGUGAGUCAUUAUCGUCCCAGGGCCCGGAUGGCCACUCGACUUAUCCCAGUGUCUCAGGCAUGACCAUUUUUCCACGGGGAGGUCACACUCAAGCAGCUGCUGCCUACAGCACCAGCUCCAGCGCAGCCUCUGCCGCUCCUAUGGCCAGCCUCCGUCACCACAGCAGCUCAGGAUCCCUACCUGGGGACAUGGAUGAAACGGAUAGUCUAAGAUCCAAACGCUGUAAUGAGGACGUUAUUUCUCUUGCUCCCUCUACAGUGGAGUCAAUUAUUGUAGAAGAUGCUCACUAUGCAGCUGUGCGGGCUGAUCUAGAGUCUGAUGCUCAGGAUCUGGAGGCAGACUCAUGGAGUUUAGCUGUUGACCAACAGUUUGUCCAAAAACACUCCAAAGACAUUGUAAAGAGACAGGAUGUCAUUUAUGAGCUGAUGCAGACAGAAAUGCACCAUGUACGGACCUUGAAAAUCAUGCUUCGAGUUUAUGUUUGCGAGCUGAAGGAGAGUCUUCAGAUGGAUUCAGGCAGAAUUGACUGUCUAUUCCCUCGUCUGGAAAACCUGCUGGAGCUGCACACACAUUUUUUGUCCCGACUCAAAGAGCGGCGACGAGAAAGCCUAGAAUCUCCCCAUGACAGAAACUUCAUCAUACACAGAGUGGCUGAUAUUCUCAUCACACAGUUCUCAGGUGAAAUAGGAGAGAAGAUGAAAGACAGUUAUGGAGAUUUUUGCAGUCACCAUUCUGAGGCUGUUGGCUACUAUAAAGAGCAGCUACAAAACAACAAAAAGUUUCACAGCACCAUUCGGAAAAUCAACAACUUGUCCAUCGUGCGGAGGUUAGGUGUGACAGAGUGUAUUUUGCUCGUGACGCAGCGCAUCACUAAAUAUCCUGUGUUAGUAGAACGGAUACUUCACCACACUGAAGCUGGUACACAAGAGUAUGAAGAUUUAACCCAUGCACUGACUCUUAUUAAACACACAAUUGUUCAAGUGGACUCUUUGGUGAACCUUCAUGAGAAAACAACCCGCCUCCGAGAUAUUUACAACAAAAUGGAGCCAAAGGCACAGGGAAAAAUCAAAGAUGGACGAGUGUUUCGGAGGGAGGACCUUGCUCAAGGCCGGAGGCGGCUAUUACAUGAAGGCACAGUCAACUGGAAGGCAGCGUCUGGAAGACUCAAAGAUAUACUUGCUGUGCUCUUGUCCGAUGUAUUGAUUUUGAUACAAGAAAAAGACCAGAGAUAUGUUUUUGCAGCUGUGGAUAGCAAGCCAUCAGUGAUCUCUCUUCAGAAGCUGAUUGUUCGGGAAGUGGCCCAUGAGGAAAAAGCCAUGUUUCUCAUCUGUGCUUCAUCCAGUGAACCAGAAAUGUAUGAGAUCCACACCUUCUCAAAGGAGGAGCGCAACACAUGGAUGACACAUAUCCGGCAAGCUGUGGAAAGCUGUCCCCAAACAGAAGAGAGAUUAUUUAGUGAGGAGGAGGAAGCACAAGCAUCAAGACUGAAAGAAUUCCAAGAGCGUCUGAGCCAGAAGGAUGCAGUGAUCAUGCAGGCUCUCAGUGAGAAGUUGCAGCUGUUCGCCGAAAAAGCAGAGUCUGUACCUGGAGUGGAAGACACUGCCUCACGCUCUCGACUGCUGCUCCGUGGUGAUGGCACAGACCUCCAGCAGGGGGAGACACUUCUCAAAGGAGCUAUCACUGAAGUGGAGAACCUGCAGAAUCUUUUACUGUCUGGAGUAAAAGAAGAAUCAGACAGACUGGAGGAGAUCUCUGGGGCUCUGCCCAAGAGAGCAGGCACUUUUGGGGGUUUUGACAGUACCUCAGCCAUCCUCCAUAACAACCACACUGUUAAGACUGGUGAAAGUAAAAACAGAGAUAGGAGUCAUAGAGCCAUCUCUGACCCACAGCUCAAAGACCUGUGUGGCAGCAACACACUAGAAGAAACGGUUGAUGAGAGUUGUUGCUCAACUCCAAGGUGGAAUCGGAUCUGGAGUGACUCUUUCCCUGAGGCUGAGUUCUUCGAUCGAGUGCUCAUGCUCUCUCAGAGGCUUUACAGUCUGCAGGCUAUCAUUUCCCAGCAGGACAGUCAAAUCGAGUUACAUCGAGCAUCAUUGACUGAGCGUGCCUCCUUCAUGAGUCGCUACCGUGGUAACUGUCUUCAAGAGCAAGAGAAACAGAGAACAUUAGCUCUCCAAAGAGAAGAACUGGCCAAUUUUCACAAACUACAAGCUCAGCAUAGACAAGAACAACAGCGCUGGGAAAAGGAGAGAGAGAAGCAGCAGCACCAGGUGGAGGCCACAGAGGCCAAGCUGCGGCAGAGGGAGGAAGACUGCAAACGGCUGGAGGAACGACUUGCAGAAGAACGGGAAGAGCUGGAGAGGCAGCGAGAGAAGUAUCAGGAGGAUCUGGAGAGACUGAGAGAGUCAACUCGAGCCGUGGAGAAAGAGAAGGAGCGCUUGGAGCACCAGAAGAAGAACAAGAGGAAGACCAUAGAGGUCAUGACCUCUGUUGUUCCUCUCUCAGGCAGUUUGAACGGUGUACCCAGCUCCACAGGUCUGUCGGAGCUCAAGGGCCUGAGGAGCAGUGUGUCUGUGGCUCCAGCCGAUUACCCCGAGCGCCCUGAGGUGACACAGCGGAGGGAAGUGAGCAGCUCCACCCUGAAGACUGAGGUCCCUCUGCACCUGCUCAGCACCACCAACCAGCACAAGUCUGUCAGCGUGUCCCAGCAGAUACCCACCAAGCUAGCUGCGCUCAGCAGCAUCAAGGGCAGCAAGCCAGGCAAGAGCGCAAAGGCCUCCCAUAGGUCUGACAGCUCAGUGUCAAUGGAUAUGAAGCAGAUGUUGCCUCUAAAGCUGUCUGCUCGAGAAGACAACUCCCUGAAGGCCAAACGCUCCAUCAGCCCCCACCAGUCCCUCACUGUGUCCACCUCCCCUCUGCCUCACACUGAUCCACUGAGCCCACCGGACAGUACAGGACCUGAGAGCCACUGCUCUUCCUCCCUCCUCAUCUCUCCUCCUGUGAAUACCCAUAAAGCCCCUGUGCAAUCCCGGAGCUCUAGCUCCUUCCUUUACCAGCCCCAGCAGCCCACCCUCGGUCUCCAGUCCCCUGCCCAGCCCAGUGCGCCCCCUCCGUACCAGGGCACCACAGAGGACCUGAAAGAAGACGUCAUCUUUUUCUGAAGCACAAUCAACACAUUCCUGCAUCCACCACAAGUCUUAUUCUGACAUGGGUAAAAAUAUCUGAAUGAAGUAGCAGCCGUUUUUAGCUUUUGCCCAUUGUUGCUUAUGUCAGUGAUGCACAGAUGAUGCAUUGAUGCAGAUUUGGAGCUCACCAGGGUUUGUUGUAAUAACUGAGGCCAAUUAUAAUGAAGGAUUUUUGUAUUUCAAGAUGUGUUGCAAGAGCUGAAGACAAAGUGAACACAAAUUACUCCAGUGCUGGUUUGGAUCUCUUUAAAGUCUGAGUAAUCCAGGUUCAUUCUCACUCCAACUGUUUUUAUUUGCACUGUGAAAACACUGUAUUCCCCAUUAAUCCGGGAUGCUUUAGUAGCGAAGGCUGUGUUUGUCUUUUGUUGUACAGUUGCACAAAUAUAUGAAGGCUUAUAUAUCAUUAUGUUCUUAAUUGUGACUCCACCCCAUAAAGCUAAAGAUGUUCUCUUAUGAAAUACACUGACUUUAGCAAAACAUUCUGUUUUGAUUCUGUCCCAGGCUCUUCCAUAGGGAUUCCAAAUCACUUUUUACUCCAGUUAAGAUUGGCUUUGGAGUUAAACCAUAUGGCAACUGAAGGAUAUAAUGAGUUUCCACUGCUAAUUUGGACUUCAAAAAAAAUAAAAAAAAUUACACUGGCUGUGUUUACAUGCACACCAAAAAUCUGAUCAUUGUCUUAUAUCUUAUCUGAUCUUUGAUACACUUAUAUACAGUUACAACAGAUUGGAGUAGUCUGAUUUCUGUCUGAUUGUUCAUGAUUGUUCACGUCUGCGUAGGUUUUGGUUUUGAGAAUGUUUAAGACUGAAAGAGUUAUUUUAAACUUCAUUGUAAUUAAUUUAUUUACUGCCAUCACUCACCAGGUGUUUUUGAUGAUCAAUUUUCUCUUGUGCAUGAAAACACACACCAAAAGUCAGCUGUAAUUAUUAUUGGUUAGUUGGGUUAUUCUAUUUAUGUUUUUUACUUUCCACGUAAAGGUACCAAUUGUUAGUAUGUUUUUAGUUUUGUUUCCCAUGAGAUGUGUAGAUCAGCUGGAUCUUAAGCAGCUUUGUGUACAAAUUUGUAUAGAUUGUACAUAGCUUUUGUAUUUUUGUCUUUCUGUCUUAUGUCUCCUGUUUUGUGAAUGAGAUGCAAACAUCAGCCAAAAUUGUAGUACUUGUUAAUAUAUACUUGAUUACACAUGUGGCUGUGUAUGUAUGAUAAACCACAAUCACUUAGUGCUGUUAAAUGAGUAUGUUCUUUUUGAAUGUGCUUGUAGCAUUGAAGCUAAAGUGCACAACUCUGGUACUAUGACGUGUGAUGUUUUUAUUUACUCUUUCGUAUGUAUUUGGUUCAGUUAAAACCAAAGCUUUGUGUAUUUCUUGUGUAGCUUUUAUCCCAGAGAAGAUUACCUUCUUAAACUUGUAGUAAAUUGACAUUUUUAAAUGAUCAUCUGUCUGCCAUAUGCAUCAAGAAUGUAGUACCAGUAUGUAGUAUCUUUUCUGUAGCCUCUUGUUUUGCAUAGUCACAACAUUGGACACUUCUCUGCUAAGUAUGAUUUAUAACUUAUUACUGAUGUAAAAUUCACAAAAGCCAGUCUGUCACAUCACUGUUGUGUUGUUCUGACACACCAACAUUUUGGACCUGUAACUUGUAAAUAAUCAUGAACUUAUUUUAUUUCCUUGGCCAAUCCACACUAGUCACUUUGGAUAGUAGUAUACUUGAAGGCUAAAAUGAAUGUUUUUAUUUCUUGUUUUGUGUUAAUCUUUUAUUUACCAAGAGCUGUCUAAUGACUUUGUAGCACACUGCUGACUUUUUAAUGUUGAAUUUUAUUCACUGUUAGAACAACCUGUGGACACCAAUUCUUACUUUAGACAAAUUUAAAAAUAAAGUACUUGAAACAAAA